UGAAGCCGCAAACCUGUCAGUGGUUAUUACGCGCAGUCAUGCUCUCUUGAGCAUUUACUCCCUUCGACAGGGUGUGUUUUCGAGUUACAUUGAAUGAAAAACUGUGAGGCAUAGCGAUUAACUUAGCUAUAACAAUGUCGACCCUCUUUGAAGACGUAAAAAACAAAAUGAUUGCCAUUAAGGCAAAGACAGAAGAAGCUGUUGAAAGAGAGCAUGAUGCAUGUUCGGAGCUGAAAACAAAGGUUCAAGAGAUUGCUAGCAAGGAGGACGAAGCGGCGGGAUAUCAUAGACGCAUUCAGUUUCUGCGAAAGAAACUCGAAGACGCGCGGGCCGAGACAGACGAAAAGGAAAGUAGACUGAAAGAGCUGAAUGAUAAAGCAGAUGCGGAGGCUGUCAAGGGAAGGGAACUAACUUAUGCCGAAGUAGAAACUGAUGAACAGCUCCGAGAACUUGAACACCAGGUGCAAGAAGCCCAGUCCGCCGCCGAGACCGCUCAUAUGAGGUUGAACGAAGCCCAGAGAAAGCUAACUGUUAUCGAAAACGAACUGUCUCGCUCGGAAAUUCGCAAGGAUACGGCAGUGAAACGAGUCGAGGAAUUGGAACACAUGAUCCGUACUGCUGGAGAAAAUCUUCGCAAACUUGAACAAGAAGAUGUGCUUGCUAGUGAGAGAGAAACCGACAGCCAGCAAAAAAUUCAAAUUUUGGAAGAAGAGCUGAAAGUUCAGAUAGAGAAAUGCGAAGAGACUGAGAGAUUGGAAAGCACAAAAUUGCGCUUAAUUGACGAACUGACCACGGACAUUGAGUUCUGGAAUUCAAAGAAGCUGAAACUGUUGAAUGAAAUCGAUGCUAUGGAGAGUAUGGACUAGAACUUCUGACUUCUGACUCUAAGAUUGUUUUUGGUAAUUCGUGAGCAAGGGAGAAGCGUGGCUUCUAAUACUGGUUCUGUAAGUUUUGAACGGAAAUCAGAUAUGGAUUAUAAGAAAGUCAGUUUUGUUUUAAAAAGAAAAAAUUGGAAUUCUGUUGUUGCAUGUUGUUUAUAUUCAUCAGAGAACUUACAAAUUUUUUAACAGUACUAAGUGUGAGGAGCUAAAUACCGGUGUACACCAUGCUGUAUUUUAUGCAGGUCUAAACUUAGAAUUUAUGUCGUGGUGGCCACAUCUUUGUAAAGAUCUUGUCCUUUUUCAGAUUACUGUCCAAGUUUGUGUUAAUUUUCUUUGCACAAAAGAGUUGCUUCUAAAAACAGAUUAUAGUAGUUUCAGUGUGGGGUGAAUGACAUAACAUAGUUCCAGUGUGACCCUCUUGGAAUGCAACUUGGCGUAUGCUAAGGACCAUGAAAAUGUAUCUAAGCUUUGUCAUUAUUGUUAUGGGAAACUGAGAUAUGCAUUUUUCAUAAGAUGUCCCUAGAUCAAUUUCAUCUAUGUUACAAUGCCUAGGUAAAAUGAGAAAGAGAAGUAAAGCUUCCUUUCUGUAUAUGGUUCUGUAUUGUUACAGGUAGCUAGUUUUUUGUAGUUUUACUUUGUUGUUGUGGUUCUCAAAAAUCAGCCUUUCUUCAUUUGACUGGUAUUAUGCAGGUAACAGUCUUACAGGCUACAUGUAAUUUGCACAAUGCAGUUUUUGCUUCUGUGAUUGCAGCUUGCUGGUGAUGCAAAAUUGUGUGCACCUGUGUUCUUCAUUUAGCAGAGGCAACGUAGUGCAGGUUUAAAGGCAAGAUAAGUUUUAAUGGACUUUUUCUUUAAGAUUCAUUUUUUUUUUUUAAGUGAGGAAAAAGCUAAACCAUGAACCUGUCAUUGUGACUGUAAUAUAGAAAGAUUUUAAGGCCAUAUGCUACAUGUUUCAAAGAGUAUUUAGUUGUUCUUGUAUUGUGUAAUACCAGAUUGUAAUAUUUUCUGAGCAAGUAGGACAAAAAAAAGUAGCUAUUACUGUAAUACUUACCAAACAACUUAUGUUCAAAUGUAAGCUGUGGCCUAAAAUUAGGCCUUUGAUAUUUCAAGGUAAUAAAAUGGUUUUCAGAAACAAA
Pocillopora damicornis (cauliflower coral) is the source of this 2017-nucleotide messenger RNA. Its product is annotated as tropomyosin-2. NCBI's taxonomy places the organism in Eukaryota, Metazoa, Cnidaria, Anthozoa, Scleractinia, Pocilloporidae. The record is from RefSeq and is a predicted model, not a curated record.